CGAGUGUUCGAAGCCUCUUCGUCGCGCUCGCGUGGUGCCUCGAGUUCAUCUUCCUCGCGCUGCCAGCGGCGGGGCUCUCGUGGCCUCCUCCUCCGUCUCCGUCUCGUCGUCGUGACGCGGGGGAUCAACCAAGUUUAAGGAAAUGUCUGGUCACGAGAGAGAUGAUGUUCCAAUGCUAGAGCUACAAAGAUUUUCUACUAGAAGUGUAUCAUUGUGUAUACCUGUCAGGGAUGACAUAGAUGAAGACUCAAUCAUAUCCCAUAGUGGCCCUAUUUUCACCCGGACACCAACUGAGUGUACAUCCGUGGCUAUUCCUUCAGGAAACAGAAACAUGCUUCAUAGUCUGCCUCGUCCAAAGGUUAAAAGCAAGCCACAAGUUGUUACGCCAGAAGAAGUUGGAAUAACUAACUGGCCUGAUAACCAGCAUGUUCGGAAGAAUGAAUACCCGAUCAUGUACUCUGAGCCUCUGGGCUGUGAUAAUCCUGAUUGUGUCCAUUGUCCUCGCGCUUGUAAAAACAAGAGGUAUUUCCAGAGAAGUUCAGCUCCUUUUGAUAACAAGAAGAAAAGCAGGCAUUACCUUUCAUACAUUCCAAUUAUGAAGCCACAUGAUAAGGCUGUUCACCUAUGGAACAAGUUUUUUGUAAUAUCAUGCUUGCUAGCAAUAUUCAUCGAUCCUCUAUUUUUCUUCCUAUUGUCAAUAAAUAAGGAUCGCAAGUGUAUAGUAUUCAAUUGGAAUUUUGCGAUAGCAUUAGCUGUUGGAAGAAGUGUGACUGAUGCCAUUUAUCUUUUACACAUGCUUCUUCAGUUCAGGCUAGCAUACGUAGCACCGGAGACCAGAGUAGUGGGAACUGGAGAUUUGGUUGAUGAGCCUAAGAAAAUUGCUAUGCGCUAUCUUCGUAGAUUUUUUGUAUUCGACUUAUUUAUUGUUCUUCCAGUCCCUCAGGUGAUGAUAUUGCUAGUUAUACCUAAGUAUGUGGGGCUAUCAAGUGCGAACUAUGCAAAUAACUUAUUGCGUGUCACAGCUCUUCUUCAGUAUGUACCACGUAUUGUAAGAUUUGUGCCACUGCUUGGUGGUCAAUCUACAAAUGGAUUCAUUUUUGAGUCAGCAUGGUCUCACUUUGUGAUUAAUCUUCUAAUGUUUGUUUUGGCUGGGCAUGUUGUUGGUUCAUGUUGGUACCUCUUUGGACUACAGAGGGUUAAUCAAUGUCUACAGGAAACUUGUGCUGCAUCAAACAUAUCAAAAGCAUUCUGUAAAAAGCUCACGGAUUGUGGAAUUAGUGGAAAAAUGAGGACCCAGUUGAGAAUCUCAGACUCAAUCGGCUGUUUUGAUACUAAAAAUGGUAAUUUCUCUUAUGGGAUCUACCAACAGGCAGUGCUGUUAACUGCAGAACCUGUACUCAAACGUUAUAUAUAUUCGCUCUUUUGGGGAUUUCAGCAAAUAAGUACUUUAGCCGGCAAUUUGAUCCCAAGUUACUUUGCAUGGGAAGUACUAUUCACUAUGGCUAUUAUUGGACUGGGUUUGUUGCUUUUCGCAUUACUCAUAGGGUCCAUGCAGAAUUUUCUCCAAGCUCUUGGGAAAAGGAGGCUAGAGAUGCAACUAAGAAGGCGUGAUGUUGAACAUUGGAUGAGCCAUAGGCGACUGCCAGAAGAUCUAAGAAGGAGGGUUAGAUGUGCUGAGAGGUUCAGCUGGGUAGCCACCAGUGGAGUGAAUGAAGAGGAGCUUUUGAGCAAUUUGCCAGAAGAUGUUCAAAGGGACAUACGCCGCCAUUUCUUUGGGUUCCUUAAGAAGGUUCGUCUGUUUAACCUGAUGGACAAUGCAACCUGGGAUGCGAUAUGUGACAAGCUAAGGCAGAACUUGUAUAUCAGCGGAAGUGACAUUCUUUAUCAGGGUGGUCCUGUUGAAAAGAUGGUUUUUAUAGUCAGGGGUAGACUGGAAAGCAUCAGUGCAGAUGGAAAUAAAUCUCCCUUGCAAGAAGGAGAUGUUUGUGGUGAGGAACUCCUUUCCUGGUACUUGGAGCAAUCUUCAGCAAACAGAGAUGGUGAGAAGAUGAAGUUGCAAGGCAUGCGUUUGGUUGCUAUACGUACUGUCAGAUGUUUAACGAAUGUUGAAGCUUUUGUACUGCGAGCACGUGAUUUGGAAGAAGUGACUUCGCAAUUUUCAAGAUUCUUGCGCAAUCCACUUGUGCUAGGUACAAUUAGGUAUGAAUCACCGUACUGGAAGAGUCUUGCAGCAAAUCGGAUCCAAGUCGCAUGGAGGUAUCGGAAAAGGCGACAGAAGAGAGCUGAGAUGUUAGGUUUGCAAUAGAAAUCGUUCCGAUGUACAGUCGACGAUCUUCAGCAUUUGGGGGACCACAUAUUGCUCCAUUUCAAUUCAUAUGUGGGCUAUUCUUGGUGCUGUCUGUUUUGCCGCAGGUCCAGUGAUUUGAGUUUCCCUGAUGCCUCCCGUAUAAAAUGAAAUAUAGAUGCUGAUGACCUGAUGUACAUUUAAAAAAAAAGGAAAAAAGGUUCCCUAAAAACCGUUGAUAAGAAGUAUACUCGACUAAGUAGGAAAUAGGCUGCUGAGGUAGUUUUCUUUAUUAUAAAAUUGUUACUCGUGGUUUAAUUCUCUCCCUCCUCGAAUUUUGCUAGGAAGAUCGCAUUUGCAACCUUUGAGCACGACGUCUCAAGUAAAGAGAAUGUUGUGGCAUCAAUGUGGAAAGCUCUAU
Oryza brachyantha (malo sina) is the source of this 2705-nucleotide messenger RNA. RefSeq names its product probable cyclic nucleotide-gated ion channel 20, chloroplastic. Gene Ontology annotation, cellular component: membrane. Gene Ontology annotation, molecular function: monoatomic ion channel activity. Gene Ontology annotation, biological process: monoatomic ion transport; transmembrane transport. Lineage: Eukaryota; Viridiplantae; Streptophyta; Magnoliopsida; Poales; Poaceae. The record is from RefSeq and is a predicted model, not a curated record.